AUGCCGGCCAUGAGCACUCCCUCAAUCAGGAUAUCUCAGCAUCAGCGCUUCGCCAGCCCACCCCGCUAUCCCUCCUCUGCACACGCACCAGCUGCCCCAAUGGCCAUACGAGGAGCCCAGGAGCCCGUACCACCUCCACUGCCACCGCCCAGUUACAUACCACAGAUUGGCGCUGGCCACGAUCCGGGCUGGCAGUGGGGCAAUGAUCCAAAUAAGUCCGAUUUCGGCAAACUCGCCUCUGUGAAACCGGGUAGCAGCCUCUUGGGAGGGGGCGCUGGGCCCACGAAGAGCGCCAGACAGGAGAAAGAGCAUGAGCACCCGCUAUACUACAACGCAGACCAUGUGCGGAGAGGCAGCUCUGUGUCAACCCUCACAAUCACUCGCGAUCACGACAUGGGUGAAGGCAGCUUAACGUCUAGCGACGAGGACGGCGGUCUCUCAAGACCUCCUUCAAACAACUACAGGUACGUUGCUUUGCAUUUCAUCUCUGUUUUUGCUGUAUGUGUAACCUACCUGUGACGACAAGCCAACACCAUCGAUUGACAACAUAUCAAUGGAACAACGCUUUUGCCGGAUCCUUCGAACUUGGAGUCCUCUAUUUGAAGAGCAGCGUCGAAUCCAAGCGUCACUCACCUCAAGGUAUCGCUCUCGACACCCAGAUAGUGCAUAUGUCAAGUGCAUUGCUCGAAUGACCUCGACCCUUUUUCUUUCGCAUUUCCAACGCUUGAAAGCAGCACGGAUCGCUGAAAAGAACCUUGGCGUCUACCUGGCCUCGGCUCUUGACUUGGUGGACCGUUGGUAGCGCCAAGUGGCAUAGCCGGGAGCCUCGCCAUCCUGUGAUGAGUGAUUUAAAACAUGGCUACCUGAUUCUGUGCGAUCUUAUCGUCUUGGUACAGCAAACAGAACUUCUGGCCUUCUAUCGGCGUGGAAACACAAAUGCUUUUUUCCUUCAUUCCGAUUUGACGUGAUGGAGCUGAUCUCGAACGACAGGCUCCAAGGCGAGAAACAGCUCGAACAGAAGACUCUUGAGGCCUCAUCGAAUACAUACGACAAGCAGCUGCUCAGCAGAAUUGGCGGGCCGAAUGGAGGUCCUCCCACGCCCAAGCGCACAUCGAUUUCAUACGGCAUGCAAGAGACCGCACAGCUUGCACACGCAGAAGCUGAGCGACGCAAUUCUCAGCUGCGACCACUUUCGAUGCCGGAGCGACGACAACAGAGUUCGCUGGACUCUCCUUCUAGCUCACGGUGGCCCUCCUCGGGCGCCAUUUCCCCAGGGUUCAAUGCGAAAUUCUGGCCGGAGCACGGACCAUCUGAUCACAGCACGACCACUAUUAACACCGCACCGACGAGGCACGGCAGCCUCACCUUCGACGACAGUGUUUCUCAGCGUGGUAGCUAUGACCAGUCCAUGUUCAUGAGCGAGGACUUAAACGAGGACGGACCGAUGAGCAAUCUCAACAUCCACGACCGCAGCCCGGGCUCCUCGGAGGAGUUUCAGCCGGCUGCACGUGCCGGCACCAAGCGCCGAGCAUCCUCACCCCCGCGAGAAGGAUUACGAGAGGAGCGUUCGUCAGUCAGCAGCGCUCCAGGACACAGUGACCUCUACCACCGCCGUUCCAUCCAGCAGCUGCCGAACAGAGGCUCGCCGGUGUCCAGAUUCCACCCAAACCACUCUUCGCUCUCGUCAGCCUCCUCAUUCGGUCCACGACAGAACUCCUUGAGCUCCUCCCUUGGUAUCGCUAGCAUUCCCAGCAGUGCAACCAGCUACGGCUCCGGUCGUCUAUCGCCAAGCGCCCUCUCGCCAGCGCUUGAGCCAAAUAAUGCCGAGGCGUUGAACGCAAAUUCCCUUCCGAUCAAUCCGGCGCAUCAAAGAACCUUAUCCGAAAGUGUUCAAGGCGGCUUACAGAAGCCUCCGGUGGAGGGUGCAGCCCGUAACGGCAGCAUUUCUCACUUGCAAGGUAUCUACGUUUGCGAAUGCUGUCCAAAGAAGCCGAAGAAGUUUGACACGGAAGAAGAGCUCAGGUAAGCAUCACCGCGUGGCACUACCCAUCCUACCCCCGUUGGAUGACCUCACAUCAGCCUCCACCGGUCGAGCGUCCUCGGAAACUGUGCUUGAAGCUUGCUGGAUGCUUAUGGUAUACUGACUGACUUCAGAUUACACGAAUCCGAGAAACAGUACACUUGCGCCUACUGCCCGAACCGGUUCAAGAACAAGAACGAGGCUGAACGACAUCAAAAUUCCCUGCACCUGCGGCGGCACUCCUGGAGCUGCGCGGCAUUGGCUAGCGUGCAAGCGGCGUUCCAUGCGUCUUUGACGGGCAACGGCACAGACAUAUGCGGCUAUUGUGGCGAAGAAUUCCCCAAUCCGCCACAGUGGGACGUUCGUGCCGAGCACUUGAAUCACGUACACAAGUUUGGAGAGUGCAAUCACGCGAAGAAAUUUUUCAGAGCCGACCACUUCCGCCAACAUCUCAAACAUUCACAUGCCGGAACGAGUGGAAAGUGGACGAACAUGCUGGAGAUUGCGUGUAUGAAGGACGAGCCGCUCCCAGAAAAGCGGGUAAGCCCGAGUGCUGCCCAACAAGAUCUCCAGGCUGGUGCACCAUCCGGAAUACCUCCAGAGCACGGUCGGAGGCCGCAGUGGCCAACGCUGAACGAAGGCGCUCAAUGA
Messenger RNA from Lecanosticta acicola, 2671 nucleotides. NCBI's taxonomy places the organism in Eukaryota, Fungi, Ascomycota, Dothideomycetes, Mycosphaerellales, Mycosphaerellaceae. The record is from the annotation of a GenBank genome assembly.